CUUUUCCCACACGACUCCACCACCACCUCCCGCACCCUCCGCCACCGCCACCACCACCACCAGAAGUCCUAGGUUAGCUGCCCCUUCCCCCUUUUAGGAAAUAAAUCCCAGCAAAAUUAAGUCCAUUUUGAUUCAUCCUCCUCCUCAAAAAUCCGAUGGCCGCCUCUCAAGAAGACCGUAACGUUUACAACCCGGAAGACCUUGACGACGACGAAGAAGACGAAGAAGGAAUCGGAGGUUUAAUUCAUAACCCCGGUAAUAAUACCAAUGAUAUUAACCCUCCUGAGAACGACGUCGUUGUGGACGACGAAGAUGAUGACGUGGAUGUCGACGUGGACGUAGACGAGGAUGAUGACGUCGACGACUCCACCUCUUCUUCCAAUCUCGCCGCUGCCGACCACCACCACCAUGAUCCCUCCUCUCUCCUUAACCACCACCACCACCACCACAUCCACCUGCCUCCGCCUCCCUCUCUUUCCCCGGGAGAUGUUACCGUCGCUCUCCCAACCGAUCAGUCUCUCCGUCCGGACGCUGAACGACAGCGAAUCGAUGAAGUGACGGUCGCCUCGGUCUCUGCCGUGGCCAGGGCCGUCGUGGAGGAGAAGAAGCCGGUUCCGAACGAUGAGUCGAGGCGGCUGUUUCAACGGCUCUGGACCGACGAGGACGAGAUCGAACUUUUACAGGGGUUUUUGGAGUAUACGACCUCGAGAGGCGUGAUCAACUCGUCUCACCAUCAUGAUACGACGGCGUUUUAUGAUCAGAUCAAGAGUAAAUUGCAGCUGGACUUCAACAAGAACCAAUUGGUCGAAAAACUCCGAAGGUUGAAGAAAAAAUACCGGAACGUGAUGAACAAGAUGAGCUCCGGUAAGGAGUAUGUCUUCAAAAGCCCUCAUGAUCAAGCUACUUUUGAAAUUUCUCGUAAAAUUUGGGGCGGCAGUGGCGUUGGUGCUUCCGUCCGCAGCGGUGUUGUGAUGGAAGAAGGUGGAUUUGAUGAUGAUGACGGUAACCCUAAUUUUAGUGUUAAUUUUAUUGAUCAAAGCCCUAACCCUAAUUUUAACCUUAACCCUAAUGGAAUUGAUCAUUUAGAGAAGAAAACUCCGCGGUCUAGGAAAAGAUCACGCGGUGUAGGUGGGGUGAAAAUUGAGGAGAAACCAUUUGGGUAUACUAGUGUUCCAACUUUGCAAAAUUCAAACCAGCAGCAAAGCGUGCAGAAUGUGCAAAAUAUGCAGAAUGUGGGCGUGGUUACGCCUACAGCAACGCAAAUUGGGCCGGUGACGGCUGCAGCUGGUUCAGCAGGGUCGGGGCAGGCCACGAAUUUGAUUGAGGAGACAGUGAGGAGCUGUUUAUCACCGAUAUUUAAGGAAUUGUUGAACAGUGUGAUGAGUUUGAAUGGGCCAAUGAUGGGUGGUUCACGAGGAUUUGGCUUUGCAUUGAGUCCAAUGCCAUUAGGGUUAAAUGGGGAUUUGGUGGCGGAUGAGAAGUGGAGGAAGCAACAGAUAUUGGAGUUGGAGGUGUAUUCAAAGAGGUUAGAAUUGGUGCAGGAUCAAAUAAAGGCGCAGCUGGAGGAGCUAAGAUCAAUGGGAAGUCGAUAGUUAGGAAUUGCUGGAGGGUUGAUGAGUAGGCAGGUCUUGACUUGGAUUCGAGGAGUAGUAAGUGCUUGGUGCUUUUUCCAUUAUUCAGUAUAUGAUCUUAGUUGAUAAAUUUUCUUCUGGUAAUUGAUUAAUAGUUUAGGAUUUUAACUUACAUUGUGGAAUAAUGAGUCCUAUAUAUUCAGCCCUGAUGGCUUGUUUAGACUCCUAAUAUUUGUGCAGAUAGUUAGUUGACAUGUACAUGAGAAUGGACAAUCUUAGGUAACUUGUUAUUUGAUAUCUAUACUUACCUU
This is a messenger RNA of Coffea eugenioides, 1882 nucleotides long. RefSeq names its product probable transcription factor At5g28040. Gene Ontology annotation, cellular component: nucleus. The transcript has a single exon. Gene Ontology annotation, biological process: regulation of DNA-templated transcription. The record is from RefSeq and is a predicted model, not a curated record. The coding region runs from base 156 to 1592 and encodes 478 amino acids. NCBI's taxonomy places the organism in Eukaryota, Viridiplantae, Streptophyta, Magnoliopsida, Gentianales, Rubiaceae.